AUGAAAUUCACAACUAUAGCAGCAGCUGCUACCACUCUUUUUGGUUUAUCUUUAGCUCAAGUCAAAUACGAAUACGUACACGUCACACAUGUUGUCACUGUUGAUGCCAAUGGAGAAUCAACUCCAACACAAACUACAGAAGAAGAACAACCAUCAGUAUCAACCUGGGUUUUUUCAACCAAUGUUUUGGGACAAGAUAUUGCAUUCACUAGUGUUGUUUCCAACGUUGACGAAGCAAAUGCUACUUUGUACCGUCAGAACUUGGUUAUUCAAAGUGGAGACUCAUUAACUACUGAAAAAUUAGCUGUUAUUGUUAACCCAAGCACAUUGGUUACUUCAACUUUGUCAUCAGAUGAAGCUUCUGAUGCUGAAUCUGAAGAAGCUGCCGCCAUUGUUUCAUUCACUCCAACAUCUGAAACUUCUCAACCAACUCAACAAUCAGUUGAAGCUACUUCAAUUGUAAGCUCAGCCCCAUCAACUGAUGCUCAACAAACUACCCAGGAGUCACCAGCCACUACAUCUUCAUCAACACAAUCAUCAGCAACAACUUCAUCCAGUUCAAGUGGUGAUUUCGGAAAUGUUCAAGAUGAAGCAUUUUCCAAAGAAAUUCUUGAUGCUCACAAUUCCAAACGUGCUCAACACGGCGUCUCUGCAUUGUCAUGGGACCAAUCUGCUUAUGAAUAUGCUCAAAACUAUGCUGACCAAUAUUCUUGUUCAGGAAACUUGAAGCACUCUGGUGGCAAAUACGGUGAAAACUUGGGUGUUGGUUACAAGAGCGGCUCAGCUGUCGUUGAAGCUUGGUACCUGGAAGGUGACAGCUACAACUACAACACUGCUUCUACUUUUGACCAUUUCACACAAGUUGUUUGGAAGGGAACCACCAAGGUUGGUUGUGCUUACAAGGACUGUAGCUCUCAAAACUGGGGUAAGUACAUUAUCUGUUCUUACGACCCAGCUGGAAACAUUGUUGGUCAAGGUAAGGCAAACGUUUUGCAAUAG
Lodderomyces parapsilosis is the source of this 999-nucleotide messenger RNA. RefSeq names its product CAP domain-containing protein. The transcript has a single exon. NCBI's taxonomy places the organism in Eukaryota, Fungi, Ascomycota, Pichiomycetes, Serinales, Debaryomycetaceae. The coding region runs from base 1 to 999 and encodes 332 amino acids. The record is from RefSeq and is a predicted model, not a curated record. Gene Ontology annotation, cellular component: extracellular region.